UUAUUUAAUCUUCGACCGCUUCUCCUAUUAAUCCUCUGAUCCUUCUCUGCAUUAAUAACAAAUGGAUGUUCCCAAAGGCUUCUUGGCUUCACUCUGGAGUUUCGUUGCCUUCCUUCCGUUCUUCUUCUUGCUCUUGGUCCUUGGCAUCAUCAAAGCUGCUGUAAUCGGCCCUGUUGUGACUUCUAUAGUUUUAGUUGGGAAUUCGGCUGUAGUCAUCGGCAUGUGGCCAGCACAUUUCAUCUGGACUUAUUAUUGCGUGCUGAAGACUGCAAAGCUUGGGCUUGUUCUAAAAAUUUUCUCAUUGGUUGCGUUGCCAUUUCCAUUACUCUUGUCGCCAGCAUUAAGCGUUCUGGGGAGCCUUCUAGUUGGAAUAGGCUAUGGAUUCUUUGCUCCUCUAAUUGCAACAUUUGAGGCUGCUGGAGAACAAGUGGUUGACAAGCUUUAUCAUUGCUUUGCUGAUGGAUGUGUAGACACUGUCAAGGGAGCUUGUACGUUGGUGGUGGACUUCACAGAUUUUUGCUUCCACUCCUACUUCUCAUACAUGGAUGACCUCAUUGAAAACCUUGGAGCUGGGGAGAAUCCAAUGGAUAUCAAGUUGACAAAGCUACCAAGUUGUUUGCUGGUUUCUCUUAUUGGUACCCUAGUUGAUGUGCCUAUGAUCAGUAUCGUUGCACUUUGCAAGAGUCCCUACAUGCUAAUAAAGGGCUGGCAACGCCUAUUUCACGACUUAAUUGGAAGGGAAGGACCUUUUCUGGAGACAGUUUGUGUACCCUUUGCUGGUUUAGCUAUUCUAUUAUGGCCACUCGCCGUCAUCGGGGCAGUAAUCACUGCAUUUCUGUGCAGCUUCCUUCUAGGAUUUUAUGGGGGCAUUGUUGUUCAUCAGGAGGACUCUUUUCGCAUGGGAAUUGCUUAUAUUGUGUCUGUGAUCUCAAUAUUUGAUGAGUACACCAAUGAUCUACUUUAUCUAAGAGAAGGAUCAUGCUUUCCAAGGCCCAAGUAUCGAAAAUCAAAUGCUGAUCGAGAGCUUCUUGAGAACAAAGAAGAGGUUGAGAAGAAGAAGGCCCAAAAUGGGAAAGUUCUAUCAAGCUCGAAUACAGCAAAGUUAGCUACUCAAAGAUCAACUUUGAAGGAAACAAUACAGCAACUGAAACCUAUUCAAAUAUGGGAUUGGCUCUUCAUGUCUUGUGAGAUCAAUGGAAGGAUACUAUUCGGAGAGGGUUUGAUCACAGUAGAAGAUAUAGAAGAAUGCAUUGUCAAAGGGAAAUGCAAGAAGUUAAGCAUAAGAUUACCUUCAUGGUGUAUUCUCCAGUGCCUGCUACAAUCCGUGAAGUCCGACACAUAUGGCCUUCGGAUAUCUGAUGAAGUGGAGCUUACUAAUUUUAACUGGCCAAGGGACAAGGUGUUUGAUUGGAUUCUAGGACCACUCCUGAUCAUCAAGGAACAAGUAAGAAAACUUCAAUUGAAAGAGAACGAAGAAGCUUGCUUAAGGAAGUUGAUACUGAUAGGAAAAAAUGAGAAGCCGGAGGACUGGGAUGAAGUUGGUUUUCCAUCAGAUGACCAUGUAAGAAGAGCUCAAUUGCAGGCGAUAUUGAGAAGGCUUCAAGGGAUCGUUGCAAACAUGUCCAGGAUCCCAAGUUUUCGUCGCAGGUUCAAUAGUCUAAUCAAAUCCUUGUAUCUGGAGGCAAUAAAGACUGGUGCUUUUGGCAGCCAGAUAGGAGAAAGCAGCAGCAGCAGCAGCAGCUGGAAAAAGAGAAACAAACACAUGAUGAAAUCAAACAGCCUCGAUGUUUAACAGUGCACCAGAUGAUUUUGUUUGGAAAUUCGAUCACUCAAGUGGAAUGUAUUAAUGUUUUGUCUCCAAGUUUAAUCACAGACGAGAUUCUGACCGUAGAGUAAGAUUGACGAUGAUGACGUAUACUAUAUAGAUUAUAGACA
Molecule: messenger RNA, 1935 nt
Organism: Zingiber officinale
Lineage: Eukaryota; Viridiplantae; Streptophyta; Magnoliopsida; Zingiberales; Zingiberaceae
Exons: 10
Coding region: 62-1792 (576 amino acids)
Biological process (GO): vegetative to reproductive phase transition of meristem
Source: RefSeq, a predicted model, not a curated record